AUGGACAACAUUAAGGUACCCCAGCUGAACACCAUCACCCUGCGGUCCCGUCCGCUGACGACCCACGCCAUCACCAUCUCCUGCGAUGCCGAACUCGCUGUGGCCGCCGAUGAUUCGGUGCACAUAAUGCUCCCUGAGUUCCCGACCCCGGAGGACGAUACCCGCCGCGGGAACCGUGAUGUCGGCGCCGACGAGAACAAGCGCAUUCAGUACCACACUCACCGCGGCCAGUACAUGACCAUCAAGCGCCCCGAUCCGCGUAUGAACGCCAAGCUGUUCGACGCUGCCGGUUUGAGGUGCCCGGGUAACGACAUGGAAGAGGAGCCCUACUUUGGUGUGGGUUCCGGACUGCCAACCGGAUGGGGUAGCUCCCUGAACCAGGUGUCUGUCAUGGAAUGGUCUCCUACCGGCGUUGGCUACAACUUGCGCCCCGUCCUUUCUGUUCUUCUCACCAAUGGAUCUGUCAUGAUAUAUGGCCAAGAGGGCUCUGCCGUCACCGACAUCAGUGUUCGCAAGCGCAGCUUCGAUGCCUGGAGGGUUCUCUGGGGCAUCGGCGGCGUCCUACCCCUCCCGGACCGCAAGGUCAAAGACGGCAGCCACUUGGCAGGGGACAAGAUCAAGUCCUUCUCCUGGGCUCACAAGAUCGCCCCUGGCCGCGCCCUCAUCGCAUAUCUCAACGACCGGGACGAAAUCAUCAUCGUCACUGUGGAGUUCUUCGACAAUCCCAAGAUCAGGAAGGGGCCUACCUUGGCUUGGAGGGUAGAGGAGGUUGCUCGCUUCCCGAAUGACAGCCCCCACCCCAAGAUGAGUAUCAUGGACCCUGACUUUGUCCCCUCUGGCUCGGCGUUUUCCAUCAAAUGGAGUCCUUGGGCUGUCAUAGGCGAUAAACGCGUCGCCGUCAUCGCUCGAAUCAGCCGCAGCUACAUUGGUUUCCGCAAAGUCACCAUUCCUGCCGACUGGAUCCGUGGUGAGAGGGCUGCCGUCACUGUCGACGAGACAGACUUGCUGGGCAUAUGCACCAAUUUAAUGACCGAUGCUUUCGUUGAGUGGGAGAACGGCGUCUGGACGGACGGCGAUGACAAAAUCUGCCGCGGCGUUGUCGCUUCACCUUUCGAUGCAAAACCCUUCCAAGUCAUCCUCAACUCCCCUGCAGCCCCUGCACAACAGCAGCACUCGCCCACUAUAUGCAAUACUCUUUACCCAGUGAACUCUCCAAACGAGGGAAACCCUGCCACCGGCAUCAUCAUCCACCCACCCAACACCGUGGACAGAACCCCAGCCCCCGUUUACUCGCUCGUCCGCCUCGUCGCGUCCGCGACCAACGACAACUGGUAUCAAACCACUGCACCCGCACCCUCCGAUUCAGCCCUCGAAGACCAGGUGACCGUGCCCCAAUGGGCCAGCACCGUCGACGACAUCAUCUCCCUCUCUGUUCCCGUCGCCAUGGCCACCCAAAACGCCGACUCAGACAGCGAGGUCGGGGGCCCCGAGUCGGACUCGGAUGACGACUUUGAGAUGCCCACCGACGCCGGCGAGCAGGUCAACCCCUGGCGCAUCCGGAUCUGGGGCCUCGCGGCCUCCCCCGGUGGCGGCAUGCAUGCCGCCAUGGUCUCCCAGCAGAGCGCCCUCGGGCCCGAGCCAAAGGUUAAAUCUAAGAUCCUCUGGGGCUUCAAACCGCGCCUGGCUGCGGGUAUCGAGACCGCCAGCGAGGGCCAGGACGAGCCCUCCGGCGCGGUGCAGAUGACAACCGAGGGCAAGAUGUGGGAGUGGAUGUACGGUGGCGGCCCACCCGUGCGCGGCGCCGUGGGCUGGGCGGCCGAGUACAGGCCCAAGGGCGAUGAGGCGCUGCGCGAGCAGCUGAGGAGCGUGCUUCAAGCGCAGGUCUGUGGGUUCUGCAAGGCCGGUCUGAGGGAUGCUGGCCGGUACACUGUUUGCGACAAUGGCCAUACGUUUGCGACUUGCACAGCCAGCGGUCUAGCCAUCCUAGCCCCCGGUAUCUCUCGUGCGUGCGGUGUCUGCGGCCGUCGCUGCCUUGCUGCUGAACAGAUUGCCAGGAUUGCAGAGACGCACGGUGUCGAGGCCGUGGUAGAUCCAUCUGCCGUGGAGUUGUGUGGAGGCUGUGGCGGUAAGUUCAUUGCGUAG
Molecule: messenger RNA, 2142 nt
Organism: Verticillium nonalfalfae
Lineage: Eukaryota; Fungi; Ascomycota; Sordariomycetes; Glomerellales; Plectosphaerellaceae
Exons: 5
Coding region: 1-2142 (713 amino acids)
Biological process (GO): transcription initiation at RNA polymerase III promoter
Cellular component (GO): transcription factor TFIIIC complex
Molecular function (GO): histone acetyltransferase activity
Source: RefSeq, a predicted model, not a curated record